Molecule: messenger RNA, 1340 nt
Organism: Owenia fusiformis
Lineage: Eukaryota; Metazoa; Annelida; Polychaeta; Sabellida; Oweniidae
Source: the annotation of a GenBank genome assembly
UCAUCAAUAUCUGUUUCCCCAUCACCAAUAUCUGUUUCCCCAUCACCAAUAUCUGUUUCCCCAUCAUCAAUAUCUGUUUCCCCAUCACCAAUAUCUGUUUCCCCAUCAUCAAUAUCUGGAGUACACACACAUUCAAUCGAAGACAUAAAAACUACAGCUGAAGCUGUUCCUACUACUACCACAACUGUAGAAACCCCAGAUGGAUCAGUGAUACCAACAUCUACAGUUAUAAUAUUGGUUGUAUGCCUGCUCAAUGGCUUCCUUCUUGGUACAGGAGCUGUCUUCAUCUGCAUGCGAUUUAGAAAAAGAUGUGUAACCUGCACUAAACCAGGAGCAGACAAUACUGCUGUAGAACUUCAAGACAAUAACAUGAACAGCCAAGCUCAAUAUGACAAUAUCCAACAACAUGAUGUUUAUGAUGAAAUACUAGUAAGAGAUCCAAGUGUGAUAGAGAACCUCAAUUACACCAAUGAAGUAGCCAAUCCUGGAGCAGACUAUUUAGCUCUUGAACCUGAAAAAGACUAUGAAACACUCGAACCUGAAAACAAUAACAUCAAUGUUGGAACAACUGAUGCAGAAUAUACAGCUUUAGAACACAACAAUUGACCCUGGGCCUGGUAGGGACCAUACACUUUAUCAUCAAAAUGAUAUGUAAAAAUUCAUUUGUUAAGUCUUUCAAAAUGAACUACCACCACUAUGUACAGAAUCUAGCUGUAUUAUUUUGCAUCAAGUGGUCAACCACAUCCAUUUCCUCAUCCAGCCUGUAUUAGAGACGAGAAAGGAUGAGGCGUUUGGUAGAGGGUUUGAUGUAAGACAAGAAGCUGCACACCCACCUCUGAAAUCACAGUAUGGUGUGGUACCAUUCAAAUCCAAAGUUGUGUGUGUAUAGUACCAUACUCAAAAAUGCCAUACCUGAAAUGGUAUUGUUCAGAUACAAUGGUACUGUUCAGAUUGGCCAUGAAGUUUCAACUGUAACAUUACAUCACAGAAUAUUGUUUAUAUAUCAGUAGUUCCAUCUUUUGAAAAGAUCAUACUAGAAAUAAAAUUGAUCCAGAAUCUUGCUUCACUUAGCAAAAGCUUGACUUUUGCUAUAUUUUUUUAGCUACAUGUAUAGUACCCCAGCCAGGUUGAAUGAUGCAGUCAUGUUUUUUUACUCUAUAUUUGCAAUGGAACAACCAUUCUUAUUGAAAUUUUCAAGAUUUAUUCUGACAAUUUCCAACAUGGAAAUUAAACAUUUUAUCAAAAUUCCUAAUCUUAUGAUUUUGAUAGUUUCUUUUAAAAAAGAACUUCACUGUCAAUAAAAUACAGGUUUUUGCUUGAACAAUUGAACUUUUAACUUC